This is a messenger RNA of Funneliformis caledonium, 235 nucleotides long. The record is from the annotation of a GenBank genome assembly. Lineage: Eukaryota; Fungi; Glomeromycota; Glomeromycetes; Glomerales; Glomeraceae.
ACAAAGUUUUACAAGUAAAUUCACAGAAAAUUAUGUUACAUAUGGCAGUCUUCUACUUGUUAAGAAAAUUGAACUUAAAGAUUAUGAAUAUUCUUCACUAUCAGUUGAUUCAAAAUUACCAGUAGAAAAUAAUUCACCUUUACCUAUAACUUCUGAAAAUAAAAUUCAGAUACAUUUGAAAGAUGAAGUUCAAAUUUUAGAGAAAUUAGAAUAUUUAAAAAAUAAGAGUUCAAAU